AUGAAUCAUACAACGAGCUUCACUCAAGCUCUAUUAACGACUUCAACGUCAGAUUUAUCCCCUCUCGUGCCAAGACGAACUUCAACAGAAUCGUCGAAAACACACCAGGCUGAUAAUAAUGGAGACUUGUCUGGCCGUUCACAAUUACCUCUGGAACAGCAACAAAAGCUACUAGAUGUCAUAGAUCCUUCUCACUCAAGCUAUCACGCUGCAAUCGAACAAUCAUCAACAUCUUCAGAUAUAGAAUCUUUCCCAACUUCCGCCCAACAAGAUCCAUUAUUUCUACGCAAGUCAUUAAAGUCUGCUGCUGAGCUUGCUCAAUUGAGAAAGACGGGGCCAAAUGGUAGAAAACUAUCGGCAUUCUAUGAAGCUCAAAACGAGCUUAUUGAAGAACUCUUAUCUCCCGUUGAAGACAAGAGUGAUGCUGCUGUGGCUGCUGAGGAAGAGCGGUUAUUGAAGCUCAAAAUCGCAGUAUAUGGUUCACUAGGCGCAAACGUCUUCUUGUUUUGCUUACAACUUGCCGCUGCAAUCCUAUCCGGAUCGCUCGCUCUAUUCGCCACCAUGGCUGAUGCAUUCAUGGAUCUGGCCAGCUCUAUAGUCUUGGUAUAUGCAGGUCAUGCUGCUGCAGGUUCAAACGAAAUGAAAUACCCGACUGGAAAGGCAAAGUUUGAGACUGCUGGCAUCAUUGUAUUCUCAUCCCUUAUGGCUACUGUAUCUGUUCAACUGAUUGUCGAGAGUUGUAGAGCGCUUGCUUCUAAUGAACAUUCAGUUGAUUUGAAUUACCUGGCCAUCGGUUGUGUUUGUAUCGCCAUUGGAGUCAAAUUCGUGUUAUACCUGUAUUGCCAAGCACUAUCAAGCUAUCCUUCCGCCAAGAUCCUUGCUCAAGAUCAUCGGAAUGACUUGGGUGUCAAUUCCUUGGGUAUCCUUAUGGUCGUAUUGGGUAGUAGGUUUGCUGCAUGGCUUGAUCCAGUUGGAGCCAUUAUCAUUGCAUUGAUCAUUCUUCGAUCGUGGGUCAAUACUGCUUAUGAGCACAUACAGAUGAUUGUUGGAACGACAGCUUCUCCAGCCUUCCUCCAACGUCUUACAUAUCUCGCAUUAACUCAUGAUCCAAGGGUCCAACAAGUCGACACAUGUAGGGCUUAUAAUGCUGGCAGUGACUUCUGGGUCGAAGUCGACAUUGUGCUUCCACCAGAUAUGGUAUUGGCCGAAGCACAUGACAUAGGAGAAGCACUGCAAAUGAAGUUGGAGCAGUUGCCAAAUGUAGAACGUGCGUUUGUCCAUUUGGAUUUCGAGACCGAGCACAAACCAGAGCAUCGUAAAUCCAAGUAA
This is a messenger RNA of Synchytrium microbalum, 1329 nucleotides long. RefSeq lists its product as uncharacterized. Gene Ontology annotation, cellular component: membrane. NCBI's taxonomy places the organism in Eukaryota, Fungi, Chytridiomycota, Chytridiomycetes, Synchytriales, Synchytriaceae. Gene Ontology annotation, biological process: transmembrane transport; monoatomic cation transport. The coding region runs from base 1 to 1329 and encodes 442 amino acids. The record is from RefSeq and is a predicted model, not a curated record. Gene Ontology annotation, molecular function: monoatomic cation transmembrane transporter activity. The transcript is spliced from 5 exons.